UCUUAGCUCCCCACUUGCAAAAGGGCCUCAAUCUCCCUCCCAUACGACCACCCUCUGGCAAGCUUCGUAAGGCUUCAGUCAAAAUCUCACAGUCCACCAUAUUUUGAGGGUGUUUGCCGCAAAUGGAGUCCUUAAGCCUCUGUAAUGCCCGAGGGGGUCUCUCAAAUUCCCCUUCCCUUAACGUGGGUCAGUCCCAUAUGACCAUACGGCACCUGUCACACUGUGGUGCGAACACCUCGCCCACCUCAAAAUUGUUUAAGCAUUGGAACGCCUACCCACCAAGUCAUACCAGUGUGGGCAUUCCUCGCUUGUUGAAACACACAGUGAAAAAGGGGAAAGAUAAGAUAUCUGUGAGCAUGGGGGAUUCUGUUGCUGUGUCUCAUAAGGACAAGGGAGAUUUGAAUGUCUUUCCUAAUGGAGAUGAGCUAGCAGUAAGCGUUGCAGAUUAUGUUGCUGGAUUGUCCCAGGCAAUAAUCGCCGAGAGAGGCGCUUUUACUGUGGUCUUGUCUGGGGGAACCCUCAUGGAUGAAAUCAGGAAGUUGACUGAACCUCCAUAUCUCGAUAGCAUUGAUUGGGGUCGAUGGCAUGUGUUUUGGGUAGAUGAGAGAGUGGUAAAAAUAGAUCAUCCAGAUAGCAAUUACAAGUUAGCGUAUGAUAACUUCCUUGCAAAGGUGCCAAUUGUUCCAGGUCAUGUUUAUGCCAUUAAUGACUCCCUUUCUCCAGAGGCUGCAGCAGAAGAUUAUGAAACUGGUUUGAGGCAACUUGUGAAGACGGGGGUCAUAGAUGUUUCAAAAGAUAGUGGCUUACCCAAAUUUGACCUUAUGCUUUUGGGAAUAGGUCCCGAUGGUCACAUUGCAUCCCUAUUCCCUGGUCAUCCUCUUCUUAAUGAAAAGGAGAAAUGGGUCACUUCCAUAAUUGACUCUCCAAAACCACCUCCAGAGAGAAUAACCUUCACUUUGCCUGUAAUUAACUCGGCUGCAAAUGUUGCAGUGGUUGUGACUGGAGCUGGUAAAGCAGAUCCACUUAAGAGAGUGUUUGAUGAUGAGCAGCAUGGUGAGUUGUUACCAGUUCAGAUGCUGUCUCCCAAGGAUAAAAAACCAACAUGGUUCACUGAUAAAGAGGCAGCCGCAAAGAUUGUCAACUGAAUAUUUUCAAGUUCAGAAUCUAGUUGAUUCUGAAUAUUGUGGUCCAUGAAUUUUCUUCCACUCAAGCUUGUACCCUGUUAAGAUGGAAGGAACAGGUGUUUAUAAAUAAGGAGAGACCAUUAGGUAGGUGUUAUAGUAGGUGUUAUAGAAACAACUUAAAUGAGUGACUUUCAAAGCUUUGUUUGGAUGUAGUCUCCGAUCGGUUUGAAUGGAAAGUUAUGUUACUUGAGAA
Cryptomeria japonica (Japanese cedar) is the source of this 1377-nucleotide messenger RNA. RefSeq names its product probable 6-phosphogluconolactonase 4, chloroplastic. Gene Ontology annotation, molecular function: 6-phosphogluconolactonase activity. Gene Ontology annotation, biological process: carbohydrate metabolic process; pentose-phosphate shunt. The transcript is spliced from 3 exons. The record is from RefSeq and is a predicted model, not a curated record. NCBI's taxonomy places the organism in Eukaryota, Viridiplantae, Streptophyta, Pinopsida, Cupressales, Cupressaceae. Bases 123 to 1145 code for a protein of 340 amino acids.